CUUAUGUAUCUGUCAAAGAAAAGUGACAUGCGGUCAAUAGAAUUCACUAUGAUCUAUUUUAUUUUUCAAAUUAUUUGUAAUUAAACAUACAAAUUUUAUGUGUAAUGUCGUUAUUCGACAACGCUGUUUUUAAUUCCACCCUGUACGAGGCUCUGUAUCUUCAGAUUGGGGAUACGUUGUCUUUCGCGAGGGAUUUCUUCGAUUCAUGCGUUUCGUCGUUGCCGAUCGAGAGUUUUCCCAAAUCUAUUGUUAAUUUCCCUGAGCUAUCGUUUUACGACGAGCUCGCUGAGGUUUUCUACUUCAACGAGUUCCAAUUUCUUCUUUUAAAGACGUUUUCCUUGAUUCUCUUGUUUACAUUGUUAUUGAUUUUUAUUUCGUGGCGAGUAUACGGCAAUCGUAUAUCGGAGAGGUUUAUGAAACCCGCAACAUCAGCAACAAUUGAACAACUAAAAGAAAGUGUAUCCAAACUCAAACUACCAAAAGAGCACACACCUAGGAUCUAAACAAGAUGGCGGACCGAAUAAAGAAGUUCUUUCAAAAGAAAAAGGUCGAUGCCAAAUUUAAAAUGGCGGGUCCGGGGCACAAGUUGAGCGAGUCGACACUUAGCAGUCAGAGUUCCGAUGCAUCAAGAAGAGAGGCCCCGGUGAAGAGGUCGGGGUUGUCGGAGGAGAGUAAGGUGGCUGCUGAUGCAGCUUUGGCUAGGCUUCAGCAGAAGAGAGAGAAUCCAUCUUUUAAUACGUCAUUGGCUGCUAUACAGGCGCAAGUGAAGAAAGAAUUAGAGAAUGAAAGAGCCUCGAAGGCAUCAGAAUCGACAUCCAAAUCAGCACACACGGUUCCAGAACCGCGGGAGGUCGAAGUCGACGUGCCACGGAACUAUGCGGCCAGUGGAGUCUAUUUUAAGUGCCCAUUAAUUAGCAACGAUAUAUUACCGCGCGAUGAAUGGAAGAAAAAUAUAAAAACGUUCUUGUAUGAGCAGUUGGAGGAAGAGAGAGGGCUGACAGCCUGUCUCAUGAUACAAUCAUGUAACGGUAAUAGGGAAAAGGUUGAAACAUGUGUGGAAACACUAUGCAAGUACUUAGAGAACAUUGUAACGCAUCCCGAUGAAGAGAAGUAUCAAAAGAUAAGAAUGAGUAACAGGGUAUUUGCUGAGAGGGUACAGCCUAUAGAAGGCUCGAUGGAGUUGUUACUAGCGGCUGGCUUCACGCAAACGAAGCUGCCUAACCCAGAGGGCGUUGACGAAGACUUUCUCGUCUUUCAGAGGGAUAAUGUCCCUUCAAUUGAAAGUUUGGUGGGCCUCAUAGACGCUCUCCGCUCAGCCGAACCCAUUCAAUUAGAGCUGGAUAGGAACCUGCAAGUGUUGUUACCAUCUCAAGCCGCGCAUAAGGUGCAACUGCCGCCGUCCUUCUAUGCUCUCUCUCCAGAAGAGAUUAAGAGGGAACAACAGUUGAGGACUGAAGCUAUAGAAAGAAGUCAGAUGCUGCGAACUAAAGCGAUGCGAGAGAAAGACGAGCUCAGAGAGAUGCGGAAAUACAAGUUUGCUAUCAUCAGGGUUCGAUUCCCGGACGGCAUUCUGUUGCAGGGCACAUUUUCAGUGUAUGAACGUUACAAUGAAGUCCAUGAAUUCGUUCGAGAGAACCUCGAACACGAUCUACCUUUUGUUCUCAACAUGCCAACUGGCCACAAACUUAUACCAGAGGAAGAUGCAAAUAAGACCCUUAUCGACCUACGAUUAGUACCGGCGAUAAUACUCACAUUCGCCUGGCACUCGUCGGUAGCUGAGCAAAUACAUAACAGCCCGAAUAAAGAUGUUUAUUUGAAGCCAGAAGUCAUGGUUUUGGUGCAAGAAGUGGCAAUGGCGGUGAAACUGGUUCGAGGGCUGAAGACCGACCUACUUACCUGUUUGACGCCUCGGCGAGCAAAAGCUUGCGCCCUGCGACUAAUCGUUGCAUGUUUAAGCGAACUAUUUAAUUUAUUCUAAUGUAAUGUAUAUUAUGAUGUUCAAAUAAAAUAAAACAUGUUAUA
This is a messenger RNA of Trichoplusia ni (cabbage looper), 2022 nucleotides long. It is a transcript of the gene Gint3, whose product is annotated as UBX domain-containing protein 6. The transcript has 10 exons. Lineage: Eukaryota; Metazoa; Arthropoda; Insecta; Lepidoptera; Noctuidae. The record is from RefSeq and is a predicted model, not a curated record. Gene Ontology annotation, molecular function: protein binding. Gene Ontology annotation, cellular component: cytoplasm. The coding region runs from base 509 to 1978 and encodes 489 amino acids.